Messenger RNA from Dryobates pubescens (Downy woodpecker), 926 nucleotides. It is a transcript of the gene CD63, whose product is annotated as CD63 molecule. The record is from RefSeq and is a predicted model, not a curated record. The transcript has 8 exons. The coding region runs from base 97 to 816 and encodes 239 amino acids. Gene Ontology annotation, cellular component: membrane. Lineage: Eukaryota; Metazoa; Chordata; Aves; Piciformes; Picidae.
GCGGUCCCGGGGCGGUCCCGGGGUUGCCUGUUGACUCGCCCCGGCCCCAUCACAUGAUCGCGGAGCGGGUGGCGGAGCAGCGGCGCCGGCGGGGCCAUGGCGGUCGAAGGCGGAAUGAAAUGCGUGAAGUUCCUGGUGUUCGUCUUCAACUUCAUCUUCUGGGUGUGCGGCGUGGCCCUGAUUGCCAUUGGCAUCUAUGCCCAGCUGGCACUGGAUAAGGCGCUGGCAGUCAGCGCCGGCUCUGCCGCCAGCUCCCCGGUGGCCAUCCUGGUGCUGGGGGUCAUCAUCUUCUUCAUCUCCUUCUUCGGCUGCUGCGGGGCCUGGAAGGAGAGUUACUGCAUGGUCACCACGUUCGCCAUCCUGCUCAGCAUCAUCUUCCUGGCCGAGGUCGCUGCUGCCAUCGCAGGCUACGUCUACAAGGACAAGGCCCGUUCAGUGCUGGAGGAAGGGCUGUGGGAUGCCAUGAGCAGGUACGGGGAGGACCAAGCCAUGACGCAGGCGGUGGAUGAGCUGCAGCAGGAUUUCAAGUGCUGUGGAGCCAACAACUACACAGACUGGGCCAACAUUGAGCAGUUCAAGCUCAACGACACAGUGCCCAGGUCCUGCUGCCGCCAAGACACCGCAGCCUGCAACGUCCACCCCUCCCCCACCACCGUCUACGAGAAGGGCUGUCUGCAGAGCAUUGAGAGCUGGAUGAAGAAGAACAUCCUGCUGGUGGCUGCCGUGGCGCUGGGCAUUGCCUUCUUCGAGCUCCUGGGCAUCAUCUUCGCCUGCUGCCUGAUGAAGGGCAUCCGCAGUGGCUAUGAGGUCAUGUAGCCCCCCCCCGACCACUGUGGACCCUCCCCCACGCUGGGGGGGUGGUCUGAGGGGCUCUGGGGGGGGCCCAGGGCAGCGUCCCCAGGCCUGGAAAUAAAAUGAAAAGCUUC